Molecule: messenger RNA, 1911 nt
Organism: Ustilago hordei
Lineage: Eukaryota; Fungi; Basidiomycota; Ustilaginomycetes; Ustilaginales; Ustilaginaceae
Exons: 2
Coding region: 1-1911 (636 amino acids)
Biological process (GO): protein neddylation
Cellular component (GO): cytoplasm
Molecular function (GO): NEDD8 activating enzyme activity
Source: RefSeq, a predicted model, not a curated record
AUGGCGAGCCUCGGCAUAGAUCCACUGCCGCCCACGCAUUCGUCCAUAACCAACAACAGCCAGCGUCCCUCGGCUCACACACAACGAUACGACCGACAGCUCAGGUUAUGGGCCUCCUCAGGCCAAUCCUCCCUCGAAAGGUCGCGAAUUCUCGUGGUUGGAGCAUCGGCACUCUCGGCACAAAUCCUCAAAAACCUCGUCUUGCCAGGCAUCGGCUCAUUUGUGCUGCUUGACGAUGCGAUCGUCAACGACGCUGAUCUCGGCGUCAACUUCUUCCUGCAGCCAGGCGAGAGCGAGGGCAAGUACGCUGCCGAAGAGAUGUGCAGGCUGCUUGCCGAGAUGAACAGAAGCGUCACUUGCUCAGCUAAGCUACAGAACCCGGCCGCGUUGCUUCAAACGAACUCUGGAUUCUUUUCCGGCUUCACACUCGUCAUCUCGGUCAAUCAGUCAAGGUCGUUCGAUCUAUCCCUAUCCGAGGCGCUGUGGGCCUUGCAGCCGCCAUCACCGCAAGUGCCUCUCCUCCGAGUGCGCAGCGCAGGGAUGCUUGCCGAGAUGCAAAUCAGCUUGAAGGAGCUCGGCAUCAUUGAGACACAUCCGGAUAGCCUUGUCGAUCUCAGAAUUACACGGCCGUUCCCAGAGUUGUUGGAUCUAGCUCAGCAAUUCGAUCUCAAUACAGCCGAUACGAUGGAACACAGCCAUAUCCCGUUCCCCAUCAUUCUCAUCAAGAAGCUGGUCGAGUGGCAAUCGACACAUGACGGCAACCUGCCGACCAGCAAGGAUCGCGAUGCAUUUCUCAAGCUCAUCAACGCAUCUCGACUCGCUGGCAAUCCUGAUUCUGAAAACUUUGACGAGGCAGUCUCGGCUUUGGGCAAGCACUUGUGGCGUCCUCUUGCGUCGAAUGGAGUCGGCGGAGGCGGCGUUCCUGACGAGGUGCAGGCCAUGUUCAAGGACCCUGCUUGCGAUAACCUCACAUCAUCUUCGACCAACUUUUGGAUCUUGGUAAGGGCAUUGCGCGAGUUCGUGGCGGCGUCACCUACACAGACUUUGCCGCUGUCCGGCUCGGUUCCAGACAUGAAGGCCACUUCACAAGGCUACAUCAAGCUGCAAAACGUGUACAGAACGAGAGCGCUGCAAGACUUGGCGCAGUUCAAGCAGCUCGUUGGAGAGACCUGCAAGUCGGCGGGUGUAAAAGGCAAGAUUGCCGAUGAUGAGAUCGAAACGUUCGUCAAGCAUGCAGGAUACCUCAAGCUGAUUCGCGGACGCAGCAAGAAGCAACGCACCGAAGAGCCCAACCAAGAAGCAGCCAUGCUUGGCUUUAUGGAUCCUGUCAACCCAUGCACCUUUCAGCAUCACAUCUCAUUCGCGGCAGUCGACCAAUUUGUCGAGCAGCACGGCAGAUAUCCUGGAGUGCCUCACGCCUUCUCCUCCACCUCCUCUGGGACAUCAGCAGCAGCACCAGCCUCGUCCACCUCGUCCACCUCGUCCACCUCGUCCACAUCCGAAGCAGCCAAUCAGGCAGCUGACAGUCACCGCGCAGCAAAGCGACAGAAGUCAGAAACACCCACUGGCGAGACUGAUAUCAACAGUAUCGACGUCAAGAUGCGUGACGAUGCUGCAGCAUCGUCAAGCGUUGACACGAGCGGCGAUGAAGAAGAAUUGCUGGCGUUGGCCAAGAAGAUCGCUACCGACAAAUUCAGCAUCGCUGAGGACGGCGAUGGCUGGGAGAAGAUUGAGCAGAGUGUUCAGGAGCUGGUCAGAUCGGGAGAUGCAAGUUUGCCUCCCACCACAGCGCUGUUGGGAGGUGUUGUGGCGCAGGAGGCGAUCAAGUUGAUCACCAAGCAGUACAUUCCUGCCGACAACACGGUCAUCUAUGAUGGUAUUCAGCAGGCUAUUGGUGUGUUUAGACUUUAG